GGGCGGGGCUCCGCUAUCCCGGUCUGGAUUCUUCACUCGGGACUCGGGACUCGGGAGCGCGAGACGAGCUGAACGCGAAUGCAGCCAUAUUCGGCUUCACCGAGAAGCACACCGGCAGCGCAGGCAUACACGCAAGAAUUCGCCUAUUUAGAAAAAGCACCCAGUCCCGGUUGUCGGAGGGCGUAUUUAUGUAGGUUAAAGGCGUGUGUAGUUCUUCAUUUGGGAGUUUAUAAUUGAAGAUUUCCAGUUGAGCGGAAUGAGCGUCCAGUCAUCCUGAGAUUCGACGGGAGAAAAAGACCGACACAUCCCGCAAAGUGGAAAGUACAGAUUUGUCCGGAUUAAGGCAAAUGGAGCCGCCAGGGCCUCGGGAGUGAGGAGGGGGUGGAGACGCUGGAAACCAGCGGACAACAACGGGGUUAGGCGCAUUAGGUCUUCAUUUAUCUGAGCACAAUGUUGGGCACAUUUUGCUAGCUGGAUGGUUGGCUAGCAGUUGGAGUCUGGGACUUUCGAGCUCCACACAUAUCAGCCAGAUAAAUACUAUUUGUAUAUAUUUAUAGCGCUAAUCCCCGUUAUAUUAAUUUCGACAAUAUUUGUUUUAUCCUUUCUGGCUCUGGGAGUGGUAGCCAGGCCGCUAAAUUGGUAGAAAAUGUCUGCGAAGGUGCGCCUGAAGAAGUUGGAGCAGUUGCUGCUGGAUGGCCAUCAGAAAAACGACAAGUCAUUGAGUGUGGAGACUCUGCUGGAUAUCCUCAUAUGUUUAUACAACGAGUGCAGCAACUCGCCCUUAAAACGAGAAAAACACGUGACGGACUUUUUGGAAUGGGUGAAGCCAUUCACAACCACCGUGAAGGAGAUGCGCCUUCACAGAGAUGACUUUGAGAUGCUCAAAGUGAUUGGCAGGGGAGCCUUCGGAGAGGUUGCUGUGGUGAAGAUGAAACACACCGAACGUGUUUACGCCAUGAAAAUUCUCAACAAGUGGGAGAUGCUGAAGAGGGCCGAGACGGCGUGUUUCCGGGAAGAGAGGAACGUCCUGGUGAAUGGAGACUGCCAGUGGAUCACUACCCUGCAUUAUGCUUUCCAGGAUGACAACUACCUGUACUUAGUGAUGGAUUAUUACGUGGGAGGCGACCUGCUGACUUUGCUUAGUAAAUUUGAGGACCGACUCCCGGAGGACAUGGCCAAGUUCUAUGUGGCAGAGAUGGUGCUCGCUAUCCACUCCAUCCAUCAGCAGCGCUACGUACACAGGGACAUAAAACCAGACAACGUGCUACUGGACAUGAACGGUCACAUCCGUCUCGCCGACUUCGGCUCCUGUCUGAAGAUGAUGCAAGAUGGCACGGUCCAGUCAUCAGUGGCUGUGGGCACCCCAGACUACAUCUCCCCUGAGAUCCUGCAGGCCAUGGAGGAUGGCAUGGGGAAAUACGGGCCAGAGUGUGACUGGUGGUCUCUAGGAGUCUGCAUGUAUGAGAUGCUCUACGGCGAGACGCCCUUCUACGCUGAAUCCUUGGUGGAGACCUACGGGAAGAUCAUGAACCACGAGGAGCGUUUCCAGUUCCCCUCUCACAUCACGGAUAUGUCCGAGGAGGCUAAAGACCUGAUCCAGCAGCUGAUCUGCAGUAGAGAGCGUCGGUUGGGUCAGCACGGCAUCAAGGAGUUCAAGAAGCACCCUUUCUUCUCUGGCAUCGACUGGGAGAACAUUCGCAACACAGAGGCACCGUACAUCCCUGACGUCAGCUCUCCCUCAGACACCUCCAACUUUGAUGUAGACGAUGAUGUGCUGAAAAACCCAGACAUCGCUCCCCCAGUAUCUCACACAGGUUUCACCGGGCAGCACUUGCCCUUCGUGGGCUUCACCUACACCACAGACAGCUGUUUCUCAGACCGCAGCAGCGUGAGGAGGGUGGCGCUGGCAGAUGGAGGCGCCGGGGAGGAUCUCCAGGAUGGGGGUCUGCAGGUGGAAGCUUUUGAGAAGAGGAUUCGCUGUCUGGAGCAGGAGAAACAGGAGCUCAACCGCAAGCUGCAGGAAUCCACUCAGGCUGUUCAGUCCCUCCAUGGCUCUGGGCGUGGGGCUGGCACACUUGGUCGUGAUAAAGAGAUAAAAAAACUCAAUGAGGAAAUCGAUCGGCUCAAAAAGAAACUGGCAGACUCUGAUAGGCUGGAGCACCAGCUCGAGGAGGCAGUGACUUUGAGACAGGACUUUGAAAGUUCCUCCAGCAAACUAAAGGCCCUGGACAAACAAGUCAAAGCUCUCAAGCAGGAGAAGGAGGAUAUCCAUAAGCAACUGAUGGAGUCUCUGGAUCGCCUGAAGUCUCAGACCAAGGAGCUGAAGGACGCCCACCAGCAGCGGAAGCUGGCCAUGCAGGAGUUCUCGGAGCUGAACGAGCGCAUGGCCGAGCUGCACUCGCAGAAGCAGCGUCUGUCGAGGCAGCUGCGGGACAAGGAGGAGGAGAUGGAGGUGGUGAUGCAGAAGAUCGACGCUAUGCGCCAGGACAUCCGCAAAACCGAGAAGGCCCGCAAAGAGCUGGAGUCUCAGCUGGAGGAUGCGCGUGCCGAAGCCUCUAAGGAGCGUAAGCUCAGAGAGCACAGUGAAGUCUACUCUAAACAACUGGAGAGCGAGCUGGAGACGCUCAAGGUCAGAGGUCACUCAUUCAUACACUGCCUCUUUACUGACUUCAGCCAACUUAUGAACAAAAUAUUUACACAAUUAUGUGGGAGGACUUGUGUGCUGUUCUAUGAGGAGGAGCUGGUGAGACAUGAUGCCAGCCACACUACAGAGCUGAAGAACCUGAGGAAGGAGCUCCAUGACUCUGAGGGUCAACAGCUGUCACUGCACAAAGAGCUGCUGGUGCUCAAAGAUAAACUGGAAAAGGCCAAGAGAGAGCGGCAAACCGAGAUGGACGAGGCCAUGGGUGCGCUGAAGGAGAAGUUUGAACGUGAACGCAACCUUCUGAGUGAAGAAAACCGUAAACUCACUGCAGAAACAGACAGGCUCUGCAACUUUGUGGACAAGCUGACGGCUCAGAACAGGCAGCUGGAGGAUGAGCUCCAGGAUCUGGCAUCGAAGAAAGAGAGUGUAGCACACUGGGAAGCACAGAUCGCUGAGAUUAUCCAAUGGGUGAGCGAUGAGAAAGAUGCACGUGGCUACCUUCAGGCUCUGGCCUCCAAGAUGACGGAAGAGUUGGAGUCUCUGCGUAGCUCAAGUCUGGGAUCCAGAACGCUGGAUCCUUUGUGGAAGGUGCGCCGCAGUCAAAAGUUGGACAUGUCUGCCCGUCUGGAGCUGCAGUCGGCCUUGGAAGCUGAAAUCCGUGCCAAGCAACUGGUUCAGGAUGAGCUGCGCAAGGUCAAAGCUGCCAACAUCUCUUUCGAGAGCAAACUGAAGGAUACAGAGGCCAAGAACAAAGACUUGGAGGAACAGCUCGAGAAUAUGAAGAAGGAGAUGGAGGAGAGCCGCUCACGAUCAGACAAAGGCCUGAAACUGCCUGACUUCCAGGAUUCCAUCUUUGAGUACUUCAAUACCUCUCCCCUCGCCCAUGACCUGACAUUCAGAGACUCUGUCUCCUCCUCAUCCGCAUCUUCUCUGCUUGCAUUUUGGGAUGAAACAAGCUCCGUCGGUGAUGUGGACGCCACACCCCAGAAGACAGACAUCCCUACUGCCUCCCUAUCAGUGGCUUCAGAACAGGAUGAACCAGUCAAGCCUCAAGCGACCACCCCUGCUACCCCAUCUCCAAUCUAUCAGCCCACGCUAAGUGCGCCAAAGCCUAAAGCUCAUCAGCUGAGCAUUAAGACUUUCUCCAGCCCGACCCAGUGCACUCACUGUACCUCCCUGAUGGUGGGCCAGAUCCGACAGGGUUAUGCCUGUGAGGUAUGCUCUUUCAUCUGCCACGUGUCCUGUAAAGACAAUGCGCCCCAGGUUUGCCCCAUUCCUCCAGAGCAGGCCAAGAGGCCUCUGGGUAUUGAUGUGCAGAGGGGCAUUGGCACAGCGUACAAAGGUUUUGUCAGGAUCCCGAAGCCCACAGGAGUGAAGAAGGGCUGGCAGAGGGCAUAUGCUGUAGUGUGUGACUGUAAGCUUUUCCUCUAUGAGGUGCCAGAGGGGAAGUCCACUCAGCCUGGUGUGAUGGCCAGUCAGGUCCUCGACUUGAGAGAUGAAGAGUUCUCUGUAAGCUCUGUGUUGGCAUCUGAUGUGAUCCAUGCCAGUCGUAAAGACAUUCCCUGCAUAUUUAGGGUAGCAUCAUCCGCUUCGAACUCUCCAGUCCGGCCGGUGCCUCUGCUGGUGUUAGCUGAGAGUGAGGCGGAGAAGAGGAAGUGGGUGGGCAUUCUAGAGGGCCUGCAGAACAUCCUGGCCAAGAACCGCCUGAAGAACCGUGUGGUGCAUGUCCUGCAUGAGGCCUACGACAGCAGCCUGCCUGCCAUCAAAACUACACUCUCUGCUGCCAUCGUAGAUCGAGAACGAAUUGCGUUGGGGACAGAAGAUGGCCUGUUUGUAGUCGAGAUCACCAGAGAUGUCAUUGUUCGUGCUGCUGACUGUAAAAGAGCCUGCCAGAUUGAGCUCAUGCCCAAAGAGAAGAUGGUGGCCCUGCUUUCUGGCCGUAACCGCCAUGUCCAUUUAUACCCCUGGGCGGCACUGGAGGGUGCGGAUGUUAAUUUCGAUGCCAAGUUGACGGAUACAAAAGGCUGCCAGGCUAUGACCAUAGGUACCCUACGCCCCGGUGGUCCAGCGUGUCUCCUAGCAGGUGUGAAGCGGCUGGUCAUCUGCUACGAAAUCACUCGCGUAAAGCCCCAUCACCGUAAGCUGUGGGAGGUGCAGGCGCCUGGUAUCGCCCAGUGGCUGGGUAUUAUUCGUGAUCGGCUGUGCGUGGGUUACCCGUCGGGCUUCGCUCUGCUGGCCAUGCAGGGAGAGUCGUCACCGGUGAGUCUGGUGAGCCCGGGAGAUCCCUCGCUUGCCUUUUUGGCCCAGCAAUCACUGGAUGCACUGCACGCUAUGGAGGUGGGGGCCAAUGAACUGCUGCUGUGCUUCAGUCAGCUGGGAGUGUACGUGGACGCGACGGGACGACGCUCACGAACGCAGGAGCUGAUGUGGCCCGCCACACCGCUUGCCUGCAGCUCAAACUCGAACUACCUGACGGUGUACAGUGAUUAUGGAGUAGAUGUGUUUGACGUCCACACCACAGAAUGGGUCCAGACCAUCUCAUUAAGAGGAAUUCGGCCCCUGAAUGUGGAGGGCAGUCUGAACCUGUUUGGCUCCGAGCAGCCCCAUCUCAUCUACUUCAGCAACAACUCCUCAGAUGGCUGUGAUCUAGCCAUCCCUGAGACCUCAGACAACAGCAAGAAGCUGAUGGUGAGGACACGCAGCAAGAGGAAGUUCCUUUUUAAAGUACCAGAGGAGGAGCGGCUGCAGCAGAGAAGGGAGAUGCUGAGGGAUCCUGAAAUGAGAUCCAAGCUGAUCUCCAACCCCACCAACUUCAACCACGUGGCUCACAUGGGCCCAGGCGACGGCAUGCAAGUCCUCAUGGAUCUUCCUCUGAGUGUGAUGCCCUCUUCUCAGGACGACCUGUCUAAAGACAAGCCCCGGCCUCUGUCCAGCAUCUCACGGCAACAGAGGAGUAAGACCCACAUCACCCGCACUGCCUCAGGAGGAGGAGAUUUUGGAGGAGCAGGGUCAUCUCGCAGUAUUUCUGAUCAAGAUCAAGACUUUGAGAGAGAGCCCGACUCUGACUCAACCAAACAUUCCACCCCCUCCAACAGCUCCAACCCCAGCAGCCCCCCGAGCCCCAACUCUCCCCACCGCAGUCAGCUCACUCUGGACAGCCUGGAUCAAUCCCUGGACGGCUGAAAACGGACAGCUCCCUUUUUUUCACCCAGCGCACACCCUAGACACGCCCUCCCAUAUCCAUCCGCUCUACUAGGACUCACUAAGAAGUGCCAAGACUCUUACAAAAAGUCACCUGCUCAUCCACAACAAGGGCCAAAGGUUUACCCCAAAUCCUGCUGCUGGGUAGACGCCUCCAUCUCCACAAGAGCAGCGUGCUGGGUGUGUGCUGACAGGCACGGGCGAAGCCACCAAAAGAAAGAAAAAACAUAAAAGCCUGCCCCCUGGUGGAAAUGUCAUGGUAUUACACUAACUGGGUCAGAUUAGCAGUAUGAUGGAUUUUUAUUUUAUUUUAAAUCUGAAUAUCAUGCCAUGCUCCUGCAAGUUUUUUUUAUUAAAAAAAAAAAUUAUUAUUUACUUUAGUAAAUGAACAUGCAUUACAUCUGCUGUGUCAGAAUUGCUUCUGGAUUCUUAGCUUCCCUUCAAAGUACCGAAUUGAUGGGAAAGGAGACUUCUUAUGCUGUUUUUAAAUGUAUAUUAUCAGGAACACUCACCAAGGGGGCCGAAGAGAGGAGCGUAUCGGGAAGAAAGAAACUGAGGACGAUAUAGAACUGUGACAUUCUUGGACCAGUAACAUGAUUCGUCCCGGACCGGUGAAAACGUCUCAUAUGAGCAAUAAAUCGGUGACAAGAGACUUCGGGGGUUUAAAGCCAAACCAGAGGGCACUUUUAUUAUGUAAUUUCUCUUUCUCUCUCAAGUUCUGCAUUUAAACCAGCUUUUAUAAUAUUCAUAUUUUAACUUAGGUGUUUCCCACAAAGAUAUCUAGUUCAGCUUAUAACAAAAAAGAAAGCAACAAAAAGGAAGACUUUACAUAGAUAAGUGUUUUAAUAAAAAUACAAAGGAGAACGGCACACAGCUACUAUUCAUAGGAUUUCAGUAGUUCCUCUUAAGCUGCUACUGCUGCUUUGUGUGCUCUUAUUUAAAAAUGAAAGUUAAAAAAAUAUAUAUGUGAUAAGGUUAUCUCACCAUAGCCAUGCUCUGAUUCUGGUUUAUGAUGUUUGAUAUCAGGACGCUGAUAUGAGUUUGUUUGUUGACAUGCUUAAGAUCCGCAGGCAUAUCCAUUAUCACUCGAGUGUGUUUUCAGUGCCAACUUUAGUUUCCGUAAUAAACUGUCCGUUAAAGCAUUUCAGUGGUUUUGACGAGGCUGACGGUAUUAUGUUUUCCCCCCGCCCUUCUGAAACACUGUAAGACACUUGCACACGUUUGUUUAGUCUAAGGAUAUGAUUUUGUGUGAAUGGUUUUUCCUGUACCUCCUUUUUCUCCCCCAUACUUCACUUGUCCGCUUCAUCAGAUGGAAGUUUAUCCUCGGAACACUACUGCUUUUACUUUAAAAGAAAAAAAGAAUCACAGGUUGAAAUCUUUGUAAUUAUUGACUUGUUAGCCACAUAAAUUUGAACAAACAAUAAAAGAGUACCUGUCGUGCUUUUUUGUUGAA
Messenger RNA from Sinocyclocheilus rhinocerous, 7298 nucleotides. RefSeq names its product serine/threonine-protein kinase MRCK beta-like. Bases 647 to 5827 code for a protein of 1726 amino acids. Gene Ontology annotation, molecular function: ATP binding; protein serine/threonine kinase activity. Gene Ontology annotation, biological process: actomyosin structure organization; peptidyl-threonine phosphorylation. Lineage: Eukaryota; Metazoa; Chordata; Actinopteri; Cypriniformes; Cyprinidae. The record is from RefSeq and is a predicted model, not a curated record. Gene Ontology annotation, cellular component: cytoplasm; cytoskeleton. The transcript is spliced from 37 exons.